Messenger RNA from Opisthorchis viverrini, 1839 nucleotides. RefSeq lists its product as hypothetical. Gene Ontology annotation, cellular component: cytoplasm. The coding region runs from base 1 to 1629 and encodes 542 amino acids. The record is from RefSeq and is a predicted model, not a curated record. NCBI's taxonomy places the organism in Eukaryota, Metazoa, Platyhelminthes, Trematoda, Opisthorchiida, Opisthorchiidae. The transcript has 11 exons. Gene Ontology annotation, molecular function: protein binding.
AUGUUGCACGACAAUUCAAAGGAACGUUCAGUUACGUCCAAAUGCCCGUUUGAAGUUUACAGAUCAGAAGGAGAUGCCUUCUUUUUCAGAAAGAAAUAUCUUCAGGCGAUAUCAUGUUACUCGCAGGCUCUGGAGAAAAAAGACCGCGAUGUCCAUUGCCUGUUGCGACGUUCUUUUUGUUACAUGUCCCGGGGAGACUUCGACAAAGCGUUUGAAGACGCGGAACUGGCGCUAAAAUUGGAACCAAGGUUUCACAAAGCUCUGUUUCAAAAAGCGGAGGUGCUGUAUAACCGGGGAGAUUUUGAGUUUGCUCUUCUUCACUACCAUCAGGGCUACAAAAAACGUCCGGAAAUCCAAGAAUUUCGCUUGGGUGUACAAAAGUGCGAAGAAGCCAUACAAAAUGCCUUGGGACUUCACAGUUUACUUCUUGAUAUGUUCUCACCUUCAGAGAAGACUUUUCCACAUAUGAAAAGAAGCAAAGUGAAGUCUACCUCGGAAGAAAGCAUGGGGGAAGAUACAAGUCGUCCAUCUGAAAAGAGCAACAAGAAGGCCGACUCUCAUUCAAAUCAAGAUAUUCUAUUGCAUCUUCUUCCCAAAGACAAGGCUCGACGUGCAUUCGGCUUCUUGCAGGAUGACCAUGAGUAUUUGAAGAACUUUCUGAAACAAGAAAAAUCCAAAAAGUGGAAAACCAAACGCUCAGACGAACUGAGUAAAAUCGCCAACGAUGGUCUGGACUAUUUGGAUAUGCGGUCCAAGUUCUGGCAACAAGAGCAACCACUUUAUGCUCGUUCUAAAGCAAGGUCGACAAAGAGCAGGACAACAAAAACGCAGAAGGACAAGGAUCAAGGCAAAAAUAUCUGCAAGGUUCUUGAGAGACUCCACGAAAUUGACCAGUAUCAACAAGCAGACGAACACGUGACCGCAAUUCGUCUGGCGGAAGGCUUGCGUCGCGAAGUGGGUGAAUGGACGGAUGAUGAUUUCCCCAAUCGCCUGGAGGUCCUGGCUAAUGUGAAUUCCAUGUUAGGCAUAUCGCACCUGGAACUCACUCACUAUGAGGCAGCUCUUGAAGCGCAUGAGAGGGCUUACGAACUGGGAGAAAAGUGCAAACUCCCAGAAAUUGUAUCUCAUUCACUGGAUAAUAUUGGUCGCGUACACGCGAAGAAAGGUGAUUAUCAGGCAGCGAUUGACGUGUGGUCAAAGAAACUCGCCGACUGCUCGGAUAAAUUCGAGCAGAUCUGGUUACGUUACGAAAUCGGUCGUUGUAAUCUGGAGCUGCAACAGUCGGCGGAGGCUCUGGAACAUGGUGAUCACGCGCUGCAGUUGGCCAAAGAAGUGGGUGAUGAGUCCUGGCAACUCAACCUGAACGUCCUCAUCGGGCAAGCCAAUCUGCAUAUGCAAAGAAAUGCUGAGGCCCAAGUUGCCUUCACGAGAGCAUAUGAUCUCGCUAAAACGCUGAAGGCUUCCGACGCUGAAAAGGCAAUUAUUGAAGUGAUGGAAGAAUUCCAAUCUACUGAAUGUGAAUUGGAUUUGGAUACCCUAAACGAAAUGGACAAUUCAAGUGAAUCGCCCAUAAGAAAAUUCACGAUGCAUAUUCAGCGUAGCAGAUGUGCACCUCCAGCGGCCCCAUAAUCAACGGUCAAGCGAAAGAACUACCGUCAAACUUCUCAUCAGGCUUCGCGUUCCAAAAACUAUUGCGAAAUCCACCAAGAUCCAUAUUUACAUUAUGUUCGUUCAUCUUCCUUGAGAUUUUGACACUCUGAUGGAGAUGAGUUAGAAAUGAAAAAAAUAUCCCUGUUUUCUUUGUAUGUUGUUGUGACAACAUACAUUGUUGUUUCUUCC